UUCUCUCCAUCCUCACUCAUCUUCUUCUUCCACUCCUUCUCAUCUUCUCUUAACCAAAGAGCUAGACCUUCAGUUACUCUUCCCUCACUCACAAACACAUCCUCUACCCGUCAUGGCCAUUGCUGCUGACUUAUCUCCAUCCCCUCCUGCACUUCCUCCCACUUGUGAUGACAAGAACGCAAAGGCUUUGCGUUUCAUUGAGGAAAUGACCCGAAACACUGUCCUUGUCCAAGAGAAAGUUCUUGCAGAGAUUCUGAGCCAAAACGCUCAGACUGAGUACCUCAAACGGUUUCAGCUCAAUGAAGCCACGGACCGUCACACUUUCAAGUCCAAGGUUCCUGUCGUUUCGUACGAGGAUUUGAAGAAUGAUAUCCAACGCAUUGCUAACGGUGAUCGCUCCCCUAUCCUCUGCGCUCGCCCAAUCUCUGAGUUUCUCACUAGUUCUGGAACAUCUGCUGGGGAGAGAAAAUUGAUGCCAACGAUUCGUGAAGAGAUGGACCGUCGUCAGUUGCUUUACAGCCUUCUGAUGCCAGUGAUGAGCCAAUACGUGCCUGGGUUGGACAAGGGUAAGGCGCUCCUGUUUCUGUUCAUCAAAGCGGAGACGAAGACGCCAAGUGGGUUAGUGGCACGUCCCGUGCUGACCAGCUACUACAAGAGCGAGCAAUUCAAAAACAGACCCCACGACCCAUACAACGUGUAUACAAGCCCCGAUGAAGCAAUCCUCUGCCCCGAUUCCUUCCAGAGCAUGUACACGCAAAUGCUAUGCGGCCUCAUCAUGCGCCAUGAGGUUCUCAGAGUCGGUGCCAUUUUCGCAUCAGGCCUUCUUCGAGCUAUCCGCUUCCUACAGCUCAAUUGGGCGCAAUUAGCCCACGACAUCUCCACCGGAACCCUAAACCCAAAAAUCACCGAUCCUGCCAUCACUGAACGCAUGGCUCAAAUCCUGAAACCAAACCCGGAACUUGCCAAUUUCAUUACCAAAGAAUGUUCUGGAGAAAACUGGGAACGCAUAAUCACCAGAAUCUGGCCAAACACGAAGUAUCUGGAUGUGAUUGUGACAGGUGCCAUGGCGCAGUAUAUUCCAACUCUCGAAUAUUACAGCGGAGGCCUACCUCUCGCUUGCACCAUGUACGCCUCCUCGGAGUGUUACUUUGGCCUUAAUCUAAACCCGAUCUGCAACCCCUCUGAUGUAUCAUAUACCAUCAUGCCAAACAUGGGUUACUUCGAGUUCUUGCCUCACGACGAUUCCUCUUCAACUUCAUCUUCCACCUUGCUGUCACGUGACUCGCCACCGCCUUUAGUCGACCUUGCUGACGUCGAAGUCGGUAAAUCCUACGAACUCGUUCUUACUGGAUACUCUGGCCUGUGCCGCUACCGCGUGGGCGACGUGCUCCAGGUGACGGGGUUCCACAACAACGCCCCGCAGUUCCACUUCGUGAGGAGAAAGAACGUGCUUCUGAGCAUUGACUCCGAUAAAACGGACGAGGCUGAGCUGCAGAACGCCGUGGAGAACGCCUCGGUGCUGUUGAAGGAAUUCAACACGAGCGUGGUGGAGUACACGAGCUUCGCGGACACGAAGUCGAUCCCGGGGCACUACGUGAUUUACUGGGAGCUGUUGAUGAAGGACUCGAGCCACGCUCCCUCAGGCGACGUGCUGGAGAAGUGCUGUUUGACUAUGGAGGAGUCGCUGAACGCCGUGUAUAGACAAGGGAGAGUCUCGGACCGUUCUAUUGGCCCGCUGGAGAUUCGUGUGGUGAAGAACGGAACCUUUGAAGAGCUUAUGGACUACGCCAUCUCCCGAGGCGCCUCGAUUAACCAGUACAAGGUGCCACGCUGCGUCACCUUCACUCCCAUAACCGAGUUGUUGGAUUCCAGGGUAGAGUCCGUUCACUUUAGCCCCGCAGAACCUCAUUGGACUCCGGAACGUCGUUGUUGAAGGGUUGCUACGUAAUACGUAACAUGCAAUAAUACGCGAUAUUAUUGUUAAUAAAAAUGAUAAUAAUGAGAUGAAUAAAUAAUAAUAAAAAAGUAAGCAAGUGAGGGAAAAGAGAGUGAAGGAAUGGGUGAUGGUUGGCACAUCAGUGAACCCUUGAAACUGUCUGGAUCGGUUGAUUUGAUGUUACGUGUCUUUCAUGAAAUAAAAAAAGUUUGUGUUUUGUUUUUGA
This is a messenger RNA of Vigna angularis (adzuki bean), 2162 nucleotides long. RefSeq names its product probable indole-3-acetic acid-amido synthetase GH3.1. Lineage: Eukaryota; Viridiplantae; Streptophyta; Magnoliopsida; Fabales; Fabaceae. The record is from RefSeq and is a predicted model, not a curated record. The transcript has 3 exons. Bases 113 to 1933 code for a protein of 606 amino acids. Gene Ontology annotation, molecular function: acid-amino acid ligase activity. Gene Ontology annotation, cellular component: cytoplasm.